Kockovaella imperatae is the source of this 684-nucleotide messenger RNA. RefSeq names its product DNA-binding protein. The coding region runs from base 1 to 684 and encodes 227 amino acids. The record is from RefSeq and is a predicted model, not a curated record. The transcript is spliced from 6 exons. Gene Ontology annotation, cellular component: zeta DNA polymerase complex. NCBI's taxonomy places the organism in Eukaryota, Fungi, Basidiomycota, Tremellomycetes, Tremellales, Cuniculitremaceae.
AUGUCCACGCCUGGUCUGAGCUUCAAGCUCGAGAUUGCCCUGCAUACGAUCCUCUGUAUCCGUCAAGUCUAUCCUCCGAACACAUUCACUAGAAGACGAGCCCAUGGCGUGCCAGUGUAUCAAUCGCGUCAUCCUCAAGUAUGCUCGUACAUCUCCGAAGUCGUUGCCGCCAUCGGCAAGGAAAUGGAAGUGGGUAGAGUGAGACGCGUGACGGUUGUCGUGAAGCAAGUCUCGACAGGACUGCCGAUGGAGAGAUUCAUCAUCGAUUUGGGAUAUUUAGGACUGGAUAAGAUCAAAGAGAGGCACCAGAGGGAAGCUCCGCUCCUUGGUGCACCAUUAGCUGAAGAUCUGAGUCUUAUGCUUCGUGGCUUUCUCAUUCGGCUCGUAGCGCUAGAUAGCCAACUGGAGGAUAAUCGAGGCGAAACCACUUUCGGUAUCAUACUGGAGACAGAUGACGAUCUCGAGCCAUCAGGUAACAAGACUGCAGAUGGCUCUGCGGCGCCAUGGGUCCCGGCUCUGGCGAGUGAUACAUUGCAGCCUGCUUCACGCUCAGUGGCACCAGUACAUCAUGAGCCUCUGCUCAAUGUCAAGGCGGUCGAGACCGGAGUGAUUGACAUUCGAUUGAUGGUCCAGGAAUGCAUCGCUAAGACUGGUUUGGAUGAGCUGAGAGUAGAUCAGGGUUGA